Messenger RNA from Canis lupus familiaris (dog), 2564 nucleotides. It is a transcript of the gene PPME1, whose product is annotated as protein phosphatase methylesterase 1. The transcript is spliced from 14 exons. Gene Ontology annotation, molecular function: protein methylesterase activity. Gene Ontology annotation, biological process: protein demethylation. The record is from RefSeq and is a predicted model, not a curated record. Bases 201 to 1361 code for a protein of 386 amino acids. Lineage: Eukaryota; Metazoa; Chordata; Mammalia; Carnivora; Canidae.
UGUUGCGCACUUCCGGUGGAAGAGCUGAGGAGAGGGGGUGGAGUUUACGGAGCCGGUGGGCGGUGGGCGGUGCUGCCGGUAGCUGGGUGCUGUCCAAAGGCACUGGGCGUCGCUAAGGGGAGUGAGCUGUGACCUGCUGGGCCGCACUUAGCGUGGGACGAAGCUUAGGCUACUGUUUGACUACCUGAGGCCUUCCCUUCAUGUCGGCCCUCGAGAAGAGCAUGCACCUCGGCCGCCUGCCGUCUCGCCCACCUCUACCCGGCAGCGGGGGCAGUCAGAGCGGAGCCAAGAUGCGAAUGGGCCCUGGAAGAAAACGAGACUUUUCCCCUGUUUCUUGGAGUCAGUACUUUGAAUCCAUGGAAGAUGUAGAAGUAGAGAAUGAAACUGGCAAGGAUACUUUUCGAGUUUACAAGAGUGGGUCAGAGGGUCCCGUCCUACUCCUUCUGCAUGGAGGAGGCCAUUCUGCCCUUUCCUGGGCUGUGUUCACAGCGGCAAUCAUUAGUAGGGUUCAGUGUAGGAUUGUGGCUUUAGAUCUUCGAGGUCAUGGUGAAACAAAAGUCAAGAAUUCUGAAGACCUAUCUGCAGAAACAAUGGCAAAGGAUGUUGGCAAUGUGGUUGAAGCCAUGUAUGGGGACCUCCCUCCUCCAAUUAUGCUGAUUGGACAUAGUAUGGGUGGUGCAAUUGCAGUCCACACAGCAUCAUGCAACCUGGUGCCAAGCCUCCUGGGUCUCUGUAUGAUUGAUGUUGUAGAAGGUACAGCCAUGGAUGCCCUUAAUAGUAUGCAGAAUUUCUUACGUGGUCGUCCUAAAACCUUCAAGUCUUUAGAGAAUGCCAUUGAAUGGAGUGUUAAGAGUGGUCAGAUUCGAAAUUUGGAGUCAGCCCGUGUCUCAAUGGUUGGCCAAGUCAAACAGUGUGAAGGAAUUACAAGUCCAGAAGGCUCAAAAUCUAUAGUGGAAGGUAUCAUAGAGGAAGAAGAAGAAGACGAAGAAGGAAGUGAGUCUGUAAACAAGAGGAAAAAGGAAGAUGACAUGGAGACCAAGAAGGACCAUCCGUACACUUGGAGAAUUGAACUGGCAAAAACAGAAAAAUACUGGGAUGGCUGGUUCCGAGGCUUAUCCAAUCUCUUUCUUAGUUGUCCUAUUCCUAAAUUGCUGCUCUUGGCUGGUGUUGAUAGAUUGGAUAAGGAUCUGACUAUUGGCCAAAUGCAAGGAAAGUUCCAGAUGCAGGUCCUACCCCAGUGUGGCCACGCAGUCCAUGAGGAUGCCCCAGACAAGGUAGCUGAAGCUGUUGCCACUUUCCUGAUCCGGCAUAGGUUUGCAGAGCCCAUCGGUGGAUUCCAGUGUGUGUUUCCUGGCUGUUAGUAACCUGCUAUCCGUCCCUCCCCCAACAUUGAGCUCUGUUGUAAAUACAUCGCACCAGAGGCCACUGUGAUGCCGCUGUCUCCUCCUCACCAUCCCGCCCGACCAUGUGACACCGGCUCCCUAUAGACGGGCUUCCCCAGAUGUACAAACCCUUUUGUGUAUUCCUGCUAAAAGCAUUGUUUUCCAGGGCCUUCGACCAACCUCGGCUUCCUUAGUCCAAGGCUCCCCAGCUCCUACCCCUUCGCUGUGCAGGGGUAGCCCCUGCCUGUUAUCCCUGCGUUGCCUAGGGUGAAGCCUCCAUCAGAACUGUGACCCUGGGCCCCUAUUUCUGGUAUUUGGCAAUGCACCUGGGUCCAAAUGUCUCUCCAGGCUCAGGGACCUCCAUUCCUUGAGAUUGUUCUUGGCAUGGUCCUGCCCUACCUCAUGGGAUGGAUCAUGCAAAGGGUGGUCCUUAUUUUCCCCUUUCAAAUAAAAUACUAGUCAGGUACCUUUUUAAUCCCAAUCUUACUCUUCUAGCGUUGGAAGACUCAGAGAGGCCAGGAUCCCAUCCUUAGGAAUAGGGAGGGGUGGUGGAUAGCAUCACAAGAAACCAACCUGAAAAUCAGGUCCAGUCAGUCCAAGCACAUGGCCUCCCAUCUGGGGAGAGCCCACUGUCCCUCUCCCACAUGUCUGGGCACCUGCCCUGGGCUGAGGCCAGGCUGCUCCAGGGGCCUCUUGAGCCCUCACCUGCCACAGAGCAACCCAGGUUAAAUACAGCCCGUGCACAAAGCCAUAGGCUAAAGCCUGUGGAGUUGUUUUUACGAAUCAAAUUUAACCAUUUCAUACUUGGUCCCUGAGGUGUGCAGAGUGCCCACUUGCCUCUUCUAGACUCACAGCUUAUCUUCGCCAUUUGUGGUUUCCAUGUCACUCUUCGUAGAAACAGGACAGCCCAGUAUCCUCAAUCUUUGCCCUCUUCCAGCUGCCUCAUCACAGCACUGCGGCCUCCCCCUGCUGCCCAGGCACGCCAUUUCCAAGGGCAGGAAGGGGCAGUGUCCUGCAGCCCAUCUUUUCUGUGACUGUCUUAGGUGAUGCGUGGCCCCCUCCACCUUUCCACCCAACAACUUCCUAUCCCUGUCCUGCUGCACGGUCCAGAGUCUGGGACCUACUUUGUUUCUUUGUUAUUUAUGACCUUGUUUAAAGAAAAUAAAUAUCUCCCAACCUUUA